Molecule: messenger RNA, 1014 nt
Organism: Quercus lobata
Lineage: Eukaryota; Viridiplantae; Streptophyta; Magnoliopsida; Fagales; Fagaceae
Product: MDIS1-interacting receptor like kinase 2-like
Exons: 4
Coding region: 1-1014 (337 amino acids)
Biological process (GO): protein phosphorylation
Molecular function (GO): protein kinase activity; protein binding; ATP binding
Source: RefSeq, a predicted model, not a curated record
AUGCUUGGUGGGCCGAUUCCAGAUCAAAUAGGGGACUGUUGGAAGCUGCAAAGUUUAUCUUUAAGCAAGAAUUACUUGAAUGGGAUGAUUCCCUACCAAAUUGGUAAUCUUCGAGCCUUGCAAGAUCUUGAUUUGAGUUUCAAUUCACUGAUGGGAGGAAUACCGCCCCAGCUUGGCAGCCUUUCAGAUUUGGAAUACUUGAACCGCUCCAAUAAUAAUCUCAAUGAUUCAGUCCCCGCUUCACUAGGCAUCAACUUGUCAAACAACAAUUUGGAGGGUCCUCUUCCUGAGGGCAAAAUCUUUCAAUCAGCUACGCUGGGGGAUUUCAGUAACAACAAAGAUCUAUGUGGCAAAAUCCAAGAAAAGCACUCAAGAAAUACGCUGAAAGAUGAAAGCACAGCAAAGAGUGAAAAUCCAUUCUUGAUAUGGUACUUUGAUGAAAAGACCAUGUUUGAAGACAUCGUGGAAGCCUUAGAAAACUUUGAUGACAACAACAAUAUUAUGUUGAGCUCAGACCUUGAAGCCUAUGUCUCUGAUUUUGGCAUUGCAAAGAUCUUGAAGCUUGAUCUGUCUAAUUGGACAACAAUUGCAGGCACUUAUGGCUAUCUUGCCCCAGAGUUUACUUACACAAUGGUAGUGAUUGAAAAAUGUGACGUUUAUAGCUUUGGUGUUUUGGUGCUUGAAGUUCUUAUGGGAAAGUAUCCAGGCAAACUCAUUACUAAUCUACAUUCGUCAACUGGUACAAGCAUCCCCCUCAAAGAUGUGUUAGAUGAUCGUCUCUCGCCUCCCACAAGUCAAAAGAUUGCUGAUGAAUUAGCUUUAAUGCAGAACUUAUCACUUUCAUGUUUAAGUACCAAUCCUCAAUUUCACCCAACCAUGAGUAGUGUGUGUGUAGGCAGUUGUAGAUGCAGGCUGCUAAUAACUGAAAAUCAUCUCAGUGUCUCUUCGACUAUUGCCCUAUGUGUGCAUCUAUUCUUUGUUAUGCAUGUAUGUAAAACCAAUAAAAAUAUGUGA